AUGGGUCUCACCCCCCCGCUGAUUCCAGCCCUGCUUUGCUUACUCGUGUGCGCUAGCAGCCUGGUCCCUGUCCACACAUGUGGCCUGCCCUUAAAGGAGAUCAUCAGAAAGUUGAACUUCCUCACAGGCACCAAGAAUGCGUGCAUCGAAUUGACAGUAGCAGAUGCCUUUUCUGCCCCGAAGAACACAACGGAGAACGGAACCUUAUGCAGGGCCACGACUGUGCUGUGGCAGGCCUACAGCCAGCACAGGUGCUUCCAAAGACACCUGAGUGGGCUCUACAGAAGCAUCAGCAACAUGACGAACAUGACCCACUGUCCUAUGAAUGAAAACAGGACCAGCACGUUGAAAGAGUUCUUGGAAAGCCUAAAGGACAUCAUGAAGAAGAAAUAUUCAAAGUGUUAA
Echinops telfairi (small Madagascar hedgehog) is the source of this 405-nucleotide messenger RNA. RefSeq names its product interleukin 4 (gene IL4). The coding region runs from base 1 to 405 and encodes 134 amino acids. The transcript has 4 exons. The record is from RefSeq and is a predicted model, not a curated record. Gene Ontology annotation, molecular function: growth factor activity; cytokine activity; interleukin-4 receptor binding. Gene Ontology annotation, cellular component: extracellular region. Lineage: Eukaryota; Metazoa; Chordata; Mammalia; Afrosoricida; Tenrecidae. Gene Ontology annotation, biological process: negative regulation of extrinsic apoptotic signaling pathway; negative regulation of acute inflammatory response; positive regulation of DNA-templated transcription.